AUGACUAAUAUUCUUGCUCGACUAGUAGAGCAGCAAGGUCAAGCCCCUGUUAAUCAGCCUAGAGACCCUGAAAUGGGACAAGAUAGGGCCCUGGAGAGAUUUCAAAAGUUUUCUCCUUCUAAGUUUCUUGGAGGACCGGACCCUGAGGCAGCUAAGAGGUGGUUGGAGGCUAUGAUCAAUAUUUUCGUUACCUUAAACUAUACGGAGGAUAAGCAGGUGCAUUUCGCUAUAUUUCAAUUUGAGGGACCAGCUAGGACCUGGUGGAAUGUAAUUAGGGCUAAAUGGAAAAGAGAGGGGACUGCAUGGACUUUAGUGAAUUUUGUGCGGGAGUUUAAUGAGAAAUAUCUUCCACCGAUAGUUCAGGAAAAGAGGGAGGAUGAGUUUAUUAAACUCCGUCAGGGAACCCUAAGUAUAUCUGAGUACGAGACUCAGUUCACUAAACUAUCGAAAUUUGCUCUCGAAUUGAUAACUACGGAGCAAAGGAGGGUUAGAAGGUUUGUACAGGGACUCAAUGUAGAAAUACAGGAGGCUUAG
Coffea eugenioides is the source of this 534-nucleotide messenger RNA. RefSeq lists its product as uncharacterized. The transcript has a single exon. Lineage: Eukaryota; Viridiplantae; Streptophyta; Magnoliopsida; Gentianales; Rubiaceae. The record is from RefSeq and is a predicted model, not a curated record. The coding region runs from base 1 to 534 and encodes 177 amino acids.